Messenger RNA from Aquila chrysaetos chrysaetos, 1891 nucleotides. RefSeq names its product basic proline-rich protein-like. The transcript is spliced from 3 exons. The coding region runs from base 1 to 1785 and encodes 594 amino acids. The record is from RefSeq and is a predicted model, not a curated record. NCBI's taxonomy places the organism in Eukaryota, Metazoa, Chordata, Aves, Accipitriformes, Accipitridae.
AUGGGCUUGGGGAUGGGGAGCACCUCCGCAGAGGGACACCAAAGCCAUGCAGGAGCUCGCCUGUUCGUGGGACCACCGAGGCGGGGGGGAGAGGGGGGCUGCCUGGGCUACCAGCACCCCAGGACGGCACCCCGAGAACACGCCUCCCGCGGGCUCGCCGGGACGGUGGUGGCCGAGGGGCACGGAGCUGGCACGGCCCCCCCCCGUCCUGCCACAACCAGCACCCCCCUCAAGGCACCCGUCCUCCUGUCCCACGCGGCACACCCGGCUCCCCCCCCGCCUCGCACCCACUGCUGGGAGCCAGCGGCCACCCCGGGCAGGGUCACCGUGACCCCGCGGAGGCCAGCGUGGCCCCGGGGCGGAGGGGACCCCGGGCCUCGCCGCCCCUCGGUGGGGCGGGGGGCGAGGCGGCUCCCGGGCCCCGCCGAGAACAAAGUUAGCAGCGCGCCAGCGCUGACGCCCGGUGCCAUCUGCUCGGGCAGAGCCGGGCUGCCGGGGGAGCCGCCCGCCCCGCCGCCGCCGCCUCCCCGGGGGUCCCGCCACCCCGGUGCUACCCGUCGCCGGCUCCGUCCCGGCACCCCGAGCUGCCCCGCUCCGCCCCCCACCACCACCCCCCGCAGCCCCUUCCCCGCCGUUAUCACGCGAGCGCCGCCAACUCCCCCGGGAGCGGGGUCACCGCUGGCCCCGCCGCACCGGCAGCCCCUUCGGAGAGCCGCCCCGUCGACCCCAAACCCGAACCCAGCCCCCGGGGUUCUCCGGGACGGCGGCACACGGCCGAGCGAGCGGCACAUCCCGGAGCACCCCGACGGGUGCAGCACCCCGAAGGGGCACCCCACCUUGCAGCACCCCACAGCGGAGCCCCGCCGGUGCCGGGCCGGGAGCGGAGCUGUGGCUUUAAGAGCGGCCGCUCCGGGGCCAUGUGCUCGGCGCCAAACAAAAGCAAUAACAAAGGCGGCCGCCGGGCCCCGCCGCCGCCGCCGCCGCCCGGGGCAGGUGCCGCCGGGGGUCCGGGGGUCGGCCCCCGCCCCCGCCCCGCUUCCCCCCCCCCGCCCGCACCUACCUGCACCGAUGGCCUGGGCCGCCGCUCCGGCUCACACCGAGCCGGGCCCUGCUUACCGACCCCGGGUCCGGCAGCGGGGCCCGGAGGCUCCGGCAGCGGCGGACGGAGCACCGCGGGGUGUCCAGCGAGUCGGGGACGCAGAACCAGCCUCGGCAGGAGCCACCGACUCACGCCCGGCCGGGGACGCAGGAGCCCCCCCAAGAAAGGACUAUGGCCGGGGCAGCCCCCGCUCUGCCGGCGAGGCCCCGAGGGGCGGCAGGGCUCCGGCUCCACCGCCCUCCCCGGUGCCCCGGGCAGCCCCUGCCGCGCCCCGCCCCCCGCUCCCCGAGGGGCUCCCCAAGAACCGGGGGCUCCUCCCACCGCCGUGCGGCUGCCGGUGCACCGGGCCCUGCUGCCCUUUACGGCCGCCACCACCCCCCGAGCCCCGGUGCCCCAUGCAGCCACCACCCCCGCGCGCCGGGCCCUGCGCUCGGCCCCGGCCCCGGCGCGCCGGGCCCCCGCCUGCUCCGGCCAUCCACCCCCUCCAAGCUACCGCGCACCGGGCCCGGCCCGGCCCGGCCCCCCCCCCCGGGCCCCGUUCGCUCCCUCGCCCGUCGCACCGGGCUUCGCUCGUCCCUGCAUCCGCCCGCCUCGCACCGGGCCCUGCUUGCGCCCUGCAAGGGCUCUGCCUGCCGCCCUCCCCGGUGCACCGGGGCCGGCCUCCCCACCCCGCUGCACCUACCUAGGCUCUACCUACCUCCUUCCCCAAGCCCCGGGCCCUGCCCGCCGCCUUUUCCCGGUGCACCGGUCCCACCGGCCCCCGGUGCACCGGCCCUGCCCCGCGCAACCCGG